UUUAAUAUUUAAUAUUUUCGUCAUGGCAAUGUGUGCAAAUAACACUAGCUUUGACAAAGAAUAAAAAUGCAUGCCUGCACAAUUCUCUGCCGACUUCCCAAGCUGAAUGUCCUUGUUUACGUGAGAACGUUCCGGGUGUUAAAUUCCAUUCAAUUUUUGGUAUAAAAGUGGAGAAAUUGUCUAACAUCUCUCAGUAUAAAGUUAAGAAAUUCAGAUCGAUUGAAGAAGAAUAAAUUUUUGAAACACUUAAUUUAUCAAGUUCUUUACAGAGCAAAAUGGAGACAUUAAAGAAUGCCAGCCGCGCCCCUAAUCCCUCAAAAGAUGCAAACCUAUUAUCAAAGUUCUUAUUAUGGUACAUGAAUAAAACCUUUUCAUUGGGUAGUUCUCGUCCACUUGAAAAAGGUGAUGUCCAUGAUAUAACAGAUGAAGAUUCAUCAGAACUUUUGUCUGAAGAAUUAGAAAGAAUGUGGCAAAAGGAAAAGAAAUGCAAAGAGAAUCCGAGCCUUUUGAAAUGUCUUUGGAAGAUGAGAGGUUGGACUCUGUUGUUGUGUGGUUUCUUAGUUUUUGCAAUUGAGUCAUUAAGGAUAUGCCAAACUGUUUUCCUGAAACAGCUCAUCCAAAGUCUCUCAGAGCCGGAUUUUGGCAAAGACAAUUCUGCAUACAUUUGGGCAACAUGUCUUACAUCGUGUUUCGUGAUUGCGUGGGGAUUGCUGCACCAUACCUUUCUACUUAUUGAGAAAACUGGAGCUCGACUGAAAAGUGCAUGCGUUGCAAUGAUCUAUAAAAAGGUCCUCCGCCUUAGUAACCAAUCGUUGGCAAAAAUAACUUCUGGUCAUAUAGUGACAUUAAUCUCAUCUGAUGUCCAUAAAGUGCAAGAAGGUUUCAGAUUUGCUAAUUACUUAUGGAUUUCACCAUUACAGAUAAUAGCAGCCGUGGUAAUACUAUGGAAAGAGAUAGGUCCAUCUUGCCUCGCUGGCAUUGGUGUAUUUGUAAUCACGAUACCGAUACAAACAUGGUUUGGAAAGUUCUUUGCAUACAUGAGAUCAAAAACUGUUGCAAAGACUGACCAGCGUGUCAACAUUAUGAAUGAAGUCAUCACAUCAAUGCAAGUCAUCAAGAUGUAUGCAUGGGAAGAUUCGUUUGCUGAAAUGGUCAAUAAGGUCCGACGGGACGAGAGCAACCGCAUUAUGAAAACUGCUAUCGCUCGUUCCAUCAAUGCAAGCAUGUUCUCAGUCAGUCCGUAUUUAGUUUCACUGGCAACGCUUGCACUUUUUCAUAUUUCUGGAAGGGAAAUUUCAUUGGCAGUGGUGUUUCUUGUGCUGACGAUGUUCUUUACAAUACGUUGGGGCGUUGUGUUGUAUUUUCCACUUGCCAUACAGAUGAUGACUGAAUCUUAUGUAAGCUGCAGGCGAAUCCAGGCUUUCCUAUCCGAGAAGGAACAUAGCGAAGCACCAGCAACAAAAGCACCUUACCCAGACACACCCUGUCUAUCAAAAACACCUGUGGAAAUGGAACCUUCGGUACAUUUUAAGAAUGUAACUGCAGCUUGGAAUGAUGAUUCAGAAGAUGUAAUUUGUAAUUUAUCUUUUAAAGCAGAUUCACAAAACUCGCUAGUGAUGAUUAUUGGACCUGUUGGAUCUGGAAAGUCAUCCAUCUUAAUGGCAGCCAUGAACGAACUUCUUGUCAAAAAAGGAAAGAUCAUAAAAAAUGGAUCCAUUGGAUAUGCUGCACAACAAGCAUGGAUAUUUUCAGGCACGCUUCGAAGCAAUAUCUUGUUUGGACAAGUAUUUGAUAAGAAGCGAUAUGAGAAAACGAUAACAGCAUGCGCGUUGAAACAGGACAUAGAAUCGUUUGAAAAUAAAGAUUUGACAUUAGUCGGCGAGCGGGGUGUGUCACUUAGUGGUGGACAAAGAGCUAGAAUCAGUUUGGCAAGGGCUGUCUAUUCUGAUGCUGACAUCUAUUUAUUGGAUGAUCCAUUAAGUGCAGUUGAUGCUAAAGUUGGAAAACAUAUAUUUGAAAAGUGCAUUGAAGGUUUGCUUCGUGAAAAGGUUGUCAUUCUUGCCACUCAUCAGAUUCAGUAUUUGGAACAUGCUACUAAUAUUGUUCGCUUGAAAGAGGAUGCCAAUGGAGUAAAUCUUCAACAUGAACUGCCGCAAAAACGUGUUUCAAAACCACAACAGAAGAAGUUGGGCGGUGACUUAGCAAAAGGAGCUGAGGAAGAAAUGGUAUACGCGCACAUUGAUGGACAGAAAGAUACUCUCUCGUUACCAACGUUUGGUAUUGGGCAGAUUAAUAAAGGCUUGCAGGCGUCGUUCCGGUCAAUCAAUAGUUUUCGCAUGGACGAUGAAAUCAUAGAGGAGGAAGAAGAAGAAGAAAGCAGAAAGCGAGGGACAGUUUCAGCAAAUUUAUAUAUGAAGUAUAUUAUACAAGGUGUUGGGUAUAUUGCAUCGCUGGUUCUCUUGCUGUCGUUGGCAGCUGGUCAGGUGAUGCUAACUCUGACAGACUUUUUCCUUGCUAAUUGGGCGAGUGGUGAAGAACAAAGCAACGCAAAUGUGACAAUCACUGCCAGAUAUUAUGUGAAAAGCAAUCCUGAAAUCAAUAUUUAUAUAUUUGCUUCGCUUGUUGCUGCCAGCUUUUUGAUGAAUCUGUUCCGAACGAUAUACUUUUAUGCCACAUUUGUCAAGUGUAGCCGGAAAUUGCAUAACUCGAUGUUUAAAGCAGUUUUGAAAGCACCCAUACACUUCUUCAAUACUAACCCAGUGGGCCAAAUUUUAAACCGUUUUUCCCGCGAUGUGUACUUCAUGGAUGAUGAACUACCUUGGACAUUUUUUGAUUUUUCUUUUUUCUCCUUGCUGACAUUGGCCGUCAUCAUAUUAAAUUGUAUCAGCGUCCCCUACUUGACGAUCCUUCUGCUUCCUCUUCUGAUCAUAUUCUUUUUUUCGAGAAGAUACUACCUCAAGAGUUCUCGUGAGUUACGAAGACUGGAAGCUGUGUCACGGAGUCCACUGUAUACACAUGUUUCAGCAACAUUAGCUGGUAUAACAACUAUCCGUUCCUUUAAUAUUCAAGAUAAGAUCCUCCGCGAAUUUUACGCAUGUCAAGAUUAUCAGACAGGAGCUUGGAUUAUGUUUUUGUUAGCAGCAAGAUGGUUUUCGCAACGUUUGGAUUUGUUGACCGUCUUGUUUUCGAUCUGCUCGACAUUUGCACCUAUCGUUGCAGCUACGUACAUAGUUUAUUACGUGAACAAAAUGUUACCAGUCUUUUUUUCUCUUGUAGAUAUCGAUACAAAUUUAGUUGCCGUGAGCUUGUCGUAUAUUUUGGUAUUAUGUGGUAUGUUUCAAUGGACUGUACGACAGAGUGUCGAAGUUGACAAUAUGAUGACAUCCGUAGAAAGAGUAUUUGAAUAUACAAAGUUAGAACCUGAACCUGAUAAUGGCAAUAGUAAAAAACUGAGGAAAACAUGGCCAGAGCAAGGUUCGAUAUCUGGUACAGGAGCUUCGUUUACAUAUCAUUCUUCACUACCACACGCUUUGAGAAAAUUACAUUUUGAUAUCCGACCCAUGGAAAAGAUUGGUAUCGUCGGACGUACAGGUGCUGGUAAAAGCUCUCUAUUCUCGAUGUUGUUUCGAAUGGGUAAUGUUUCUGGAACUGUUAAAAUUGAUGGAUAUCCAAUCGCAGAUUUGAAACUAAAAGAUUUACGAAGGAACAUAUCAAUCAUUCCACAGGAUCCUGUCAUGUUUAGUGGAAGUUUGCGAAAAAAUCUUGAUCCGUUUAAUGAGUAUACGGAUGCAGAUGUAUGGGAAGCUAUAGAAGAGGUACAACUGAAAGAAAACGUGGCAGAGUUACCAGGCAAAUUGGAAUCAGAGAUAACUGAAGCAGGUUCCAACUUGAGUGUUGGAGAACGUCAACUGCUUUGCUUAGCACGUGCAUUGUUGAAGAAGAACAAAAUCAUAGUGAUCGAUGAAGCCACGGCUAAUGUCGACGUGGAAACCGAUUCUUUGAUCCAACAAACCAUACGAGAAAAGUUUAAAGAAUGUACCGUACUUACUGUGGCCCAUCGAUUAAACACUGUGAUUGACUCUGAUCGUGUCAUGGUGCUGGAGGAUGGAAACAUAAUGGAGUUCGACGAACCUUAUGAUCUUCUACAGAACAAGUCUGGAUACUUUCGCAAAUUGGUCGAUCAAGUUGGUCUUGCAAAGGCAAACAAGUUGGAAAUACUAGCAGAAGAAUCGAAAAACUUGCGCAAUCUAAGAAAAUCUAAUGUAACUAACAUUGUAAUUCCAACGGUUACGGUGGAAACAUUUUAACGAAAUUUUCUAGAAAGAAGGAUUUUCCGUUUCCGACUGUGGAAAUGAGAAAUUAUGGCGCUUUAGAAAGAGCGUAGAGAAAUACGUUUAAAGUUAAAAUGAGUUUGGUUGCAUUAUUUGUAACAUAUUAAGGUAUGGCAACUAACUGCAUAUCACUAGAAAAUAAUGGUAGUUCCGAAUGCGUUGUAGCGAAGAAUUUGUUACAUUUCAUCACAUGGUGAGAUAUGUGGAGGAGAGCGUUUGUCAAGGUGCAUUUUGGUGGGAAACCUUGUUCAUUUCGCAGUAUUGUGUAUUACGUAGAGGAAAGCAUUACCACGCUUGUAAAGUUUGGAAAAAACUGAAAAUGUCCACUUUAUCAAGAUAAAAAGAAAAUUUUAGUUUUAAAAUAGGAUGAAUUUAAUAUGUUAGAGUUUAUUGUAUAAAAAAUUAUAUUUGUAAGUAUAUGUUUAAUUUUAUAUUUUCUUCUUUCUUUCUCUACAUGAAAACGUAACCAGCGUUAUUAAAAUUUCUAUAAUGUCAUACGCUAGCUGUAAGCCAGUGGAAAAAAUCCAUAGAAUGCACCUGU
Messenger RNA from Hydractinia symbiolongicarpus, 4872 nucleotides. RefSeq names its product ATP-binding cassette sub-family C member 4-like. Gene Ontology annotation, molecular function: ATP binding; ATP hydrolysis activity; ABC-type transporter activity. Gene Ontology annotation, biological process: transmembrane transport. The record is from RefSeq and is a predicted model, not a curated record. Bases 276 to 4307 code for a protein of 1343 amino acids. The transcript has 30 exons. Gene Ontology annotation, cellular component: membrane. NCBI's taxonomy places the organism in Eukaryota, Metazoa, Cnidaria, Hydrozoa, Anthoathecata, Hydractiniidae.